AUGAAUGUUACGGAACGCUCCCCACUUGGCAUGACAGGUGAGGUAGUCAUACGUAUAACAUCAACAAUUCCUGAAGGUCUAAACUACAAGGUUUUUGCAGACAACCUUUUCACUUCUCUAGAUUUGGUGGACCAGUUGAACAAGCGAGGAAUCCUCUAUGUUGGAACAGUGAGGAUGAACAGGCUGAGAGGGUGUAAACUGAAAGACCAGAAGACCCUAAAGAAAGAAGGUCGUGGAAGUAUGGACUCCAAAGUAGAGUUCAACACUGGUGUGAUUGCACUGAGGUGGUAUGACAACCGCACAGUUGAUCUGGUUUCAUCCUAUGUUGGACAGGAACCUGUGCGUGAAGUGAAGCGCUUUGACAGAAAGGAGAAGAAGAAUAUCAUGGUCACCUGUCCCAAGAUAGUACAGGAAUAUAACACAUUCAGGGGAGGAAUAGACCUGCUGAAUUCUCUGACAUUUCUGUACAAACCUGGAGUCAAAUCAAGGAGAUGCUACAUGUACAUCUGGUUCCAUACCCUUCACAUUGCAUUGGUUAAUGCCUGGCUUCGCUACCGCAGACACAGCAAACUUCUUGGUGUCCCUCAUCACAUGAAGCUAUGGACAUUUCAAGGACGCAUAGCUGGCAGUUUGGUGUCCAGGAAGCAGACCGUUGGCCGUCCUCGAGCUACUGACUUCAGUCCUCCACCAUCACGCACAGUAAGACGUGGUCUCUUGCCUGCAGAAGUCCGUUUGGACCAAGUGUCUCACCUUCCUGAGUGGGCCGUCAAACGUGGAUGA
Haliotis rufescens (red abalone) is the source of this 780-nucleotide messenger RNA. Its product is annotated as piggyBac transposable element-derived protein 2-like. The record is from RefSeq and is a predicted model, not a curated record. The transcript has a single exon. NCBI's taxonomy places the organism in Eukaryota, Metazoa, Mollusca, Gastropoda, Lepetellida, Haliotidae. The coding region runs from base 1 to 780 and encodes 259 amino acids.